AUGAGCAGCUUUGCAAGGCGCAACGAAGGGAAUGAUACCUAUCUCGUGAAUCAUCAAAUGGCAGUGCCGGGCUCAUAUAGCCAACAAGAGAAUCAUGACCUUACACAUGGUUCCUCAUAUCCCUUCCCUCAACAUUCGUUCAACCCCUACGGGUCUCAGUUUGGGCAACCUUACGGUCCACAAUCAAGCUUGCAACAUCUACAGUACUCGUCAGAACAUUCCAUUCCAUCAAUGACAACCCAGGAGGAUCCCAGAAUUCAUGCCCCACAAUACAUGCCCCAGACGCGCUAUCUUCAGGCGCCAAGAUACCUACCUCUUCGCGAUCCAUCGCUCAGCGAGGCAGAGAUUGAACAUCAAGAGUCUCGCAAUGAGAUAUCCAAGCUCUCAGAGCCUGUGAUUCCCGCCCUUGACGGCUUUCCCGAUGUUAAGGAAUUUGACCAGUUGAUGCAGAACUAUGUCAAUGAUCUUUCUGUCAAGAAACAAGACAAGGCAUUGAUUCAUGCUAAAAGAGCCCGUAACAUUAGGACCGUUUUGAUUGAUCCAAAGGAUACAGCGGUAGAGUCGGCGCAAUUCAGGUUCUGGGUUAAGAAAAUGUUCAAGUUGCAGGCCAUGGGGACUGGAACGCCCGAUUGCAGAAAGAUGAUCUGCCACGAGGGGAAGCCAGUUGCGAUUCGAGAGAAAUUGUUCAAAAUCCUCACCAAGGCACAUCAGCAAUGCCAGCAUGGUGGCCGCGACAAGACCUCUGCCCAGGUCCGGCGAAUCUAUUCAUGGGUUCCGAAAGAACUGAUCUCCCGCUUUGUCAAGAUCUGUCCAACCUGUCAAGUGCGCCGUGGAGGUUCACGAUUGACACCACCAAAUUCACGAAGAAGUUCCCCGCGACUGGAAAUUGUCCCUCGAUCCCCCAAACUCCCGUCACCUUCGGUUUCACGGCGAGAGUCCACUUUUGGCCAAAUGCCCAUGGAAAGAACACAGUCUGACUAUUUCAGCCAUCUACAGGGCCAGAACAGUUGGCUUGAUACCCAAAGUGUGCAGGGCCGUUCAACCCUGGGCAACGGAGGACGGUCGUUCCAGCCCAUGGGCACCAUUUCGCACUCAAUGGCCGGCACGCUGGACCCUUACACCACUGAUCUAUCAAUUCCUCCUUCGCAUUUGACCUAUACCACGGGAUACAUUCCGACACAUGGAGCCCCUCCCCCGCGAGAGUUCUAA
Penicillium nucicola is the source of this 1209-nucleotide messenger RNA. RefSeq names its product integrase zinc binding domain-containing protein. The record is from RefSeq and is a predicted model, not a curated record. NCBI's taxonomy places the organism in Eukaryota, Fungi, Ascomycota, Eurotiomycetes, Eurotiales, Aspergillaceae. The transcript is spliced from 5 exons. The coding region runs from base 1 to 1209 and encodes 402 amino acids.